Messenger RNA from Fusarium oxysporum Fo47, 1332 nucleotides. RefSeq names its product transcription factor domain-containing protein. Gene Ontology annotation, cellular component: nucleus. The transcript is spliced from 2 exons. Gene Ontology annotation, molecular function: transcription cis-regulatory region binding; DNA-binding transcription factor activity, RNA polymerase II-specific; zinc ion binding. The record is from RefSeq and is a predicted model, not a curated record. Gene Ontology annotation, biological process: positive regulation of transcription by RNA polymerase II. NCBI's taxonomy places the organism in Eukaryota, Fungi, Ascomycota, Sordariomycetes, Hypocreales, Nectriaceae. Bases 1 to 1332 code for a protein of 443 amino acids.
AUGGCUUCAGACCUGGAUGGUGAAGACUUGGAUGAAUGGUGUGGUUGCUCGAUUUGCUCGACACGAAGGAUCAUCUGCGAUCUUGGUCAACCGAGCUGUCAGAAAUGUAUUGGCAGGGGAUUUACCUGCCCUGGGUAUGGUCCAAGACUUCGAUGGGUUCAGGGCGUGGCUAUUCGUGGUCAUCUUCGGGGUGUCCAAUUUCCUAUCCCCGAGGCUCCGGCAUCCACCUCUACGCGAAGUUUUGACAGCAACACUCAACAACUGUUAGACUAUUAUGACAAGAAUAUCGCCGGGUUAAUGGUCUGGAUCGACUCGGAAAAGAAUUAUUACCGCAAAAAGGUUCUACCUUUGGCUCAGACGAAUGAAGCAGUCCGUCUCGCUAUAUGCGCAGUCUCGGCCCAGCAUGCAGCAAGAGACUUCACGCCAUCAACCGUUUAUGAGAAAGAUAGGGACCAUGUCUUGUCAAUGAUCAUGCGCGGUGUUGACGACAUGACCGCACAUCCCCAGCUUACAGUGACUGCCGAUACAGCAGAAUGGAUGCUUUCGUCGAUGAUGGUCCUAUCAUCCUACGAGCUAGCACAUACUGGCGGUGCAGAUGCUGCUGAUUUCCAUCGAAAGGCAGCUCGUGCUCUAGUCAACACUCUAUCCACCCUGGACUUUCCCAAGAGUAGCCUUUUCGGCUUUUUACAGAACCAGCUUUCCAUGUAUGAUAUCUUCGCAUGUACUACUAUCCUCGACGCGUCAGAUGUACAAGAUGCAAUUAGGCCAGUUGAGUACGGGGAUGAUAAGUCAUUCUCCGCGUAUCUACUGAUUCUUCAUGAUGCGACGCUCAUAUCUCGAGGCGAUUCAGCUCAGGACUCAACUCGGGAUUGGAGGAGCGAGUUUGUUCAAGCACGAGGGGAGACAUUAAUGGAAGUUGGCAGCAGCGGGGUGUGCUCGAGUGCUGAUCGUGGGGACUUUAUACGUCUACUUGACGCCUACCACAAUGCUGCUCUGCUGUAUACUGCACGAUGCCUUGGUCAUCAAUAUGGCCCGGAAGAGACAGUCGGCCUGUUCGACUUGUUUCGACUACUGACUGGUAUGGAGAAUCUACACGAGUGGAUUCAUAACCUCGCAUGGCCAAUCUUCAUCGCCGGGACAGAAUGCUAUGGAGAUGGCGACAGGCAACUCAUUUUGAGAGAUCUAUACCAGAGCUUAUCUGAUGUCACAGGGUUCAAACACCACGGAGAUGUUCUCACUUUUCUCGAGACAUUCUGGUCCAGCGGAGAAUCAGACUGGCGCAUACUGGCGAAGCAAUGGGAAGGUCUCGGUAGAAGAAUCCUAGCAGUUUGA